Messenger RNA from Mercenaria mercenaria, 2871 nucleotides. RefSeq lists its product as uncharacterized. The record is from RefSeq and is a predicted model, not a curated record. Bases 1 to 2295 code for a protein of 764 amino acids. Lineage: Eukaryota; Metazoa; Mollusca; Bivalvia; Venerida; Veneridae. Gene Ontology annotation, molecular function: dopamine beta-monooxygenase activity; copper ion binding. The transcript has 13 exons.
AUGAAUCUCGAGGUCCAAGAAGCAUUCGAACUGCUGUGCUCACAUUCAAAAAGCAGCAUUCAAAGUGCUGUGCUCACAUUCAGUAAUAAGUAUUCAGAGUGCUGUGCUCACGAUCAACAAGCAGCAUUCAGAGUGCUAUGCUCACAUUCAGCAAGUAACAUUCAGAGUGCUGUGCUCACAUUCAGCAAGCAUCAUUCAGAUUUCUAUGCUCACAUUCAGCAAGUAGCAUUCAGAGUGCUAUACUACUAUUCGACAAGUAACAUUCAGAGUGCUAUGCUUACAUUCACAAGUAACAUUCAGAGUGCUGUGCUCACAUUCAGCAAGCAUCAUUCAGAUUUCUAUGCUCACAUUCAGCAAGUAGCAUUCAGAGUGCUUUACUACUAUUCGACAAGUAACAUUCAGAGUGCUAUGCUUACAUUCAAAAGCAGCAUUCAGAGUGCUAUACUCACAUUCAAAAAGCAGCAUUCAGAUUGCUAUGCUCAUAUUCAGCAAGUAGCAUUCAGAGUGCUAUGCUCACAUUCGACAAGUAGCAUUAAGAUUGCUUUGCUGCUCUCAUUCAGCAAUGCAUGGCUUACAACUCUAAUUGACAGUUCGUAUUGCUGGAAAUCAUUACAGAAAAGGAUUCCGAAUGGUGAUCACGUGCCGAAUCCGUGUAACUCAGGAGAAUUAUGGGAAGGUGUGGGUCAUUUAAAACCAGGCGGGUACGGAAAAAGGAAUUCGUUUGGUCAUGACUUUCAGCGGUAUGGAAAGCAUUGGUCACGCGACUUUUGUAUGUUAGAUUCUGAUGGAGAUGGACGGACAAACGGCGAAGAACUUGGUGACCCGGAUUGUGAAUGGGUAGCCGGAAGUGGGACAAAUGCGUCUGGAAUAAACAUAACACAUCCAGGUAUCUGUGAGCCUCUGAGUUCGAAACAUUGCAAAUCAAGGAACAAAUGGUUACACUGUGACGACACUGGCUUCAAGUGUGAUGUCACCAAUGAUACAGUGACAAAAAACUUCACUAUAAACAUUCCACGAAUGGAAGUUCCGGUAAAAGAGACGUCCCAUAAGUGUAUGGUGUUCGACUUUCCUCAGGAUGGGGACUUCCAUAUGGUCGCUACUACCCCUAAGCUUGACAACAAGAUGGUCAUGCAUCAUAUCUUGAUUUUUGGUUGUGAUGAAAACAAGAAAACAAAGCACGAUGUGAACGAAGUGUUUGAUUGUGAACUGUCCUUUGACCCCGCGUGCACGGAUAUCCUGUCUCUGUGGUUACUCGGAAUGGACGGGGAAUGUAUGCAUGAGAAUAUGGGCUUUAGGAUUGGGACACGUGGAUAUAAACGUGGUGGAAUACAGGUUCACUGGGAAAACCAGCAAUAUUUGCCAAAUUUGAUGGACGGCUCGGGGAUGACGAUAUAUUACACAGAUCAGCUGCGAAUGUACGACGCUGGUGUGCUAUUUAUAGGACAAGAUCACAUGAUCAUCCCGCCCGGAAAGAAGAAUCAUACGGAAGUCGGCCAUUGUUACCCAGAAUGCUCUCAAAGAAAGUGGUCGGAGGAUGUACACGUAACAUUUGCUAUUAACCACAUGCAUUAUUUAGGUCGAAGUCAGAAAAUUGAACAUCUUAGAAAUGGCAAAGUCAUAAAUGUUAUCACAGACGAGCAAGAUUUCGACUUCGACAGUCCUGAACUCCACGUAUUUAGAGAGCCUAUUGUUCUGAAGCCAUCAGACGAGAUUCGCACAACUUGCGUGUAUGACUCUACAUCGCGUGACGUCACUACGCGGGCAGGAUCUGGGUACCGGGAAGAAAUGUGCUUCGGAUUCCUCACUUAUUAUCCUAAACAGGCGAUAAGUAACGGGGCAACGAUAUGUACUUCCUGGAAAACAAUACCACACUGCAGGUUUGAAUUAGACGACACAGUUUACGGCUGUAAUUUCAAAAUCGCGCGAAAUAUGUCACAUCCUGCUACAAAAGAAAUAUUUGACAAGGUGAUGAAACACUGUAGACCUUUUGGACCAUGUUUCGAAGAUUGUCGCACGGUUGUCAAAGAGAUAACCAAGCUCCCUUGUUACCAUGGUGAUAUGUGGGAGUGGCAACGAAAUAAAAUUGGCGGACCAUUCGACAAUAAAACGGAAACAGCGGACUGGUACCGAUUCUACGCUGCUUUUGAUUCAUGUUCGUCAGAAUUGAACAGUAAUUGUGGAAAUCGGUCUGAAAAUACAACUGUAGCAAAUUGUGGUUUAAAUCAUUUGCCCGGAUAUAUAUUUUUAAAAUUUACAUUACUAACAGUCUUAUUGGCUUUAUAUACAUUGACUUAGAAUUCAUCUGUAACCUAUACUGUUAAUUUUUUAUCUAAUCAAUGUCUAGCGGAAAUAUCGGCGGAAAAGGUUUAAAAAUGAUUUAAAUCUCAAAACAAAUUGUAACAAUUUCUGUGUACUGUGCUAAUUGUAUUGUGCAAUAUUUGCAUUUUCAGUUAACAAUAUAUUUUCCUGUCACACUGCGUGCAGUUUGAUAACAAUCAUUAUAAUAUAUAUUUUGGUUGAACACUGCCAAUAUACGUUGUUUCGUUGUCGUAUGUGGAAUGAUAUAUAAUGUAUAACAUUAAAUUUUGUUGAAUCAUUUUCUUUGUGCUGUUGUUUUAGAGCUAAAAGAUGGUGCAGAUAUAAUGAGAUUCAAACCAGACCGAGACUCUUUAUACACUAAAUAGAGCAAUAAAGCUGUUGCUAAAUAAAUACAAUAUUAACUUCGUUUUACUAACUGUAUCCUUCACUGAAUAUUGCAAAUGGUAUAAAUAUGGUUAUAACGUCAACAAAACGCAAAAAUAAUUUCCUUUCGAAAUCCAGUUUACAUGUCACUACAUAUAUAAAACUGGAUCUAUGAUGUGUGUAUCAAAC